Molecule: messenger RNA, 991 nt
Organism: Tilletiopsis washingtonensis
Lineage: Eukaryota; Fungi; Basidiomycota; Exobasidiomycetes; Entylomatales
Exons: 1
Coding region: 151-783 (210 amino acids)
Source: RefSeq, a predicted model, not a curated record
GCGCUCGCAGCGGCUCAGCGAGGCACAAUCUGGCGAUGCCGAUUCUGUGGCCAAAAGCUCGCCUCAUCCAGGCGGAGCCAGUUCGAGAGCAAAGAGCGGUGGUGGUGGCGCCAGGGCACGGGACUCGGGCUGGGCGGCUUUACACUCCCGAUGCCCGAUGUCCGUGCCGUGCGAGAGAUGCCGCCCGCCCGGCGACCUUUGCUGCGCCUGCGUUGGAUCUCCUUAUCCUCCAUCGACCGUCAAAAUACAUCCAUCGCUCUUGCAAGACGUCGGAGAGGCAGUCAAGAUGGAGCGCGAGGCAUGGAGCAAGUGAAGCAUGGCUCAGAACAGUGCUGCGAGGGCUGGCUUUGCUUCUCGCUGCGCAGGGGCGCGGCGCACGUGCAGGCACACGCCUGUGCCCCUGACGGCGCGUCGAUGAGCCGUGUUGCUCGGCAACGCGCGCCGCCGCCCGUCGUUGUCCAAAUCGGGACGGCCGCAGCACCGCAGCGACGCUCAAGAGAUGAAGCGUGCGGGCGGCGGCCAGCACGAGCACGAAGCGGCGUGCAAGCUCAGGCGGCAGCACACAGCCACAGCGCUCGCUGGCAUCGAGAGCUGCGCGCUGCUGGCGCUCCCCUCUCGGCACCGGCGACGGCAUUGAGGGCGGCACGCCACAUUGAGCUCUUUGACGCAGAUGGGCUGUGCGCUCUGGGUGCUGUGUGCUGCUGCUGCUGCGCUGGCACCCUUCGAGCGGCUUGCGCUCCUCUGCUCUGCUGCCCGGUGCCGAGUCGAGUGCUCCAGCGUUGAGGCGGCGGCGGAAGGGAAGGGCAAAGCCGUGCGCAGCGUGAAGAGAGGCACAAAGGAGGCCGGCGCUCAGUCUUCGCUGCCGCAGCAGCAGAGCGGCAGCGGCAGACCUACUUAAGGCCCUGACCGCAGCCGAGCAUCCUUCCUCCCGUCCCCCACCCCCCUCACCCUUCCCGCCCCGUCCUUUGCCCGCACCCAUCCCAAGCAUCGC